Messenger RNA from Alnus glutinosa, 366 nucleotides. RefSeq names its product adenylate kinase 4-like. Lineage: Eukaryota; Viridiplantae; Streptophyta; Magnoliopsida; Fagales; Betulaceae. The transcript has 3 exons. Gene Ontology annotation, biological process: nucleobase-containing compound metabolic process. Gene Ontology annotation, cellular component: cytoplasm; mitochondrion. The record is from RefSeq and is a predicted model, not a curated record. Bases 1 to 366 code for a protein of 121 amino acids. Gene Ontology annotation, molecular function: AMP kinase activity; ATP binding.
AUGCAGAUACGGAUACCUAAAAGUGAUAAUCUCAUUAUGCAUACGGAUAUUACUAAUAGCCACAUCCGUAGCCAUUGGGGAGAACUUGUUUUUGAUGACUUGGUUGUUGGCAUCAUAGAUGAAGCUCUUAAGAAGCCUUCAUGUCAAAAAGGUUUCAUUCUUGAUGGAUUUCCAAGGACUGUGGUCCAAGCACAGAAGCUUGAUGAGACGAUGGAAAAGAAGGGAGUCAAAGUUGAUAAGGUACUCAACUUUGCCAUUGAUGAUACUGGUCGCUGGGUACACCCAUCCAGUGGUAGAACCUAUCACACAAAAUUUGCACCUCCCAAAGUUUCAGGCGUUGAUGAUGCAAGGCUAUAUCCUUUUUAA